CAUUGACUCUCACAGCCGCGGAGGCCAUUGAAGGUGAGCUUCAGCGCGGGACAGGAGCACGCGCGACGCCGCCUUCUCAGAGGAACGUGGGCGGCCCAGCGCGCAAGCACGUUGGUCGGCAGCGCCCGCUACUGCAAGGAGCGCCCUCCGUUGAGGUGCCGCAUGCUGGACGAGGGCCUCACGCACCGAUGGAUCCGAUCGAUGUGCAAUCUAGGCUCCCCAUAUGACUGCCGCCUCUUAUAAGGAUAGCUACUGACGGGCGCAGGCGCACAGAGCUCUUCUCUACUUGAAUCCUCCUCCAUUUCGCUAGCCGACGACCAAGAUGCGUCUUAUCAUCCGCGAGGACCCCACCCAUGUUGGCGAAUAUAUCGCAAACUACAUCUGCAAGCGAAUCAACGCCUUCGCGCCAACGCCCGAAAAGCCGUUCGUGCUCGGGCUCCCCACCGGCUCCUCCCCAAUCCCGACAUACAAGGCCCUGAUCAAGCUGGUGAAGGAUGGGAAGCUCUCCUUCAAGAACGUCGUCACAUUCAACAUGGACGAAUACGUGAACCUGCCCGAAGAUCACCCUGAAUCCUACCACACAUUCAUGUUCCGCGAGUUCUUCUCCCAUGUCGAUAUCCCGCCAUCGCAGGUGAACAUUCUGAACGGGAACGCGAAGGACUUGAUUGGCGAGUGCAAGGCGUACGAGGAGCGCAUCAAGUCGUAUGGGGGGAUUGAGCUUUUCCUCGGCGGCAUCGGCGAAGACGGGCACAUCGCCUUCAACGAGCCCGGUUCGUCGUUGGCCUCCCGCACGCGCAUCAAGACCCUCGCCUACGACACCAUCACCGCCAACGCGCGCUUCUUCAACAACGACAUCUCGAAGGUGCCGCACAUGGCGCUCACCGUCGGCGUCGCGACCGUGCUCGACUCGCGGGAGGUCGUCGUCGUGGUCACCGGGCUGAAGAAGGCGCUCGCGCUGAGCAAGGCGAUCGAGGAGGGGAUCAACCAUCUGUGGACGCUGUCGGCGCUGCAGCUGCACCCGAGGUCGCUGAUUGUGGUGGAUGAGGACGCGACGAAUGAGUUGCACGUGAAGACGGUGAAGUACUUCAAGUCGAUCGAGCGCGUGCAGGACGAGGUCGAGGAGGCGCACGCGAAGCUACUCGCAGAGGAUAAGAGCGAGCUUGUGCAGAACAUCGGGAGCAUGGAGUAGAAAUACUGAAUUGGUUUCGUGGUUCUUGGGAUACAGUGUAUGUAUUUUUACUGGGAAAUCCUAUCUAUCGGGAACAACGGGUUCGUGAACGAUGC
Schizophyllum commune H4-8 is the source of this 1284-nucleotide messenger RNA. Its product is annotated as glucosamine-6-phosphate isomerase. Gene Ontology annotation, molecular function: glucosamine-6-phosphate deaminase activity; identical protein binding. Lineage: Eukaryota; Fungi; Basidiomycota; Agaricomycetes; Agaricales; Schizophyllaceae. The transcript has 8 exons. Gene Ontology annotation, cellular component: cytoplasm. The record is from RefSeq and is a predicted model, not a curated record. Gene Ontology annotation, biological process: carbohydrate metabolic process; N-acetylglucosamine catabolic process; N-acetylneuraminate catabolic process. Bases 323 to 1189 code for a protein of 288 amino acids.